Molecule: messenger RNA, 1587 nt
Organism: Malania oleifera
Lineage: Eukaryota; Viridiplantae; Streptophyta; Magnoliopsida; Santalales; Ximeniaceae
Product: NAC domain-containing protein 43
Exons: 3
Coding region: 212-1426 (404 amino acids)
Biological process (GO): regulation of DNA-templated transcription
Molecular function (GO): DNA binding
Source: RefSeq, a predicted model, not a curated record
CUGGCUGUACUUAGAUUCCCAUCUCACGUGUAUUUUGUUUUAGUUUAUUUUAUUUUGGACACUGGGCUUCAUGUCCUCCUAUUAACCCAUAUAAAUAAUCCUCUAUAUACUCAUUGGGCUACACCAAACUUGUUUCUAUAGCAAGCUAGCUAGCUAGCCCUUCCUCCCAUUAUUUCUAGCUAUAUCUCCAUCUUCUAUCUCCUGCAAUAUUAUGCCUGAAAACAUGAAUAUAUCUGUAAAUGGGCAGUCUCAGGUCCCUCCGGGCUUCCGAUUUCAUCCCACCGAGGAGGAACUACUGCAUUACUACUUGAGGAAGAAGGUGGCCUAUGAGAAGAUUGACAUGGAUGUUAUCCGUGAUGUUGAUCUCAACAAGCUCGAGCCAUGGGACAUACAAGAUAAGUGUAAAAUAGGAUCCGCCCCUCAAAAUGACUGGUACUUCUUCAGCCACAAAGACAAGAAAUACCCGACAGGAACACGCACAAAUCGAGCAACUACUGCAGGUUUUUGGAAGGCCACUGGCCGUGAUAAGGUCAUCUACAGCAACUUCCAACGAAUUGGAAUGAGGAAAACUCUUGUCUUCUACAAAGGCCGAGCUCCACAUGGCCAGAAAUCCGAUUGGAUUAUGCACGAAUAUAGACUUGACGAUAACGUGACCGACACCAAUGUCUCCAAUGCGUUGAGUGGUGAAGCAGCGCAGGAAGAAGGAUGGGUGGUUUGCCGCAUUUUCAAGAAGAAAAGUCACCACAAAUCACUAGACAGCCCCGUCAAUUCCUCCAUUAGUGAUGAAGCCAGGAACAAGAUGCUUCUGACAUCAAAUGAUGAAGAAGUAGCUUUAGAUCAUGCACUUCAGUACAUGCAGUGGAGUGGUACUUGCAAAGAAGAAUUCGAAGGAAACAACCGGCCAAGAUUUCUCAUCAACAAUGGUUUCCAAUAUGACAGAAUGUUCACCAAACUUCCCAGCGUAGAGAGCCCAAACUCAGCCUCUGCCAGCUGCCAAGGUUGCUACCUGCAGCCUAUCAGUCAGGUGCCAGCGGACGUACCCUCCGACAAUGACGGCCCCCUCCCCAACCAGGUGAGUGGCGAUCCGGACUCAGUUUUCGCUCAGAUGGAAGCGGGACUCAGUGACUGGGCUGCUUUUGAUCGUCUGGUAGCUUCUCACUUCAAUGGCCAAACUGAGCAGACGGCUAAGCAACUUGCAUGUUUCAAUGACCCCACCAUGGCUUUUUCUUGGCCCCGUGAUCACGAUCAUGGUCGCGAAAACCAUGAUCAUCUGCAAUUGCCCCAGUUACGGUCGUCGUCAUCCACCGGGUCUUAUCAUGCUGCCUCGGAUUAUAGCAGUGAAAUGGGGGAUCUGUGGAGUUUAACCAGAUCAUCUCUCUCGUCCUCCGAUCCACUUUGCCACUUGUCAAACGCUAUAACAGAAUAAGCCUAUGGUAGAUGAUGAUGAUGAUGAAGAUGAUGAUAAUAAUAUCAUUAAUUCUAGCUAGUUCUAAAGUCGGAAGAUCUAUUAAUUAUUGUUACAGUAAUUAAUUAUGUGAUAAUAUACAUGAAAUUGCAUUAGAUGAAUAAAGGGAAGAAUUAUGUUAA